Messenger RNA from Rhea pennata, 1140 nucleotides. It is a transcript of the gene NR0B1, whose product is annotated as nuclear receptor subfamily 0 group B member 1. Gene Ontology annotation, cellular component: cytoplasm; nucleus. Lineage: Eukaryota; Metazoa; Chordata; Aves; Rheiformes; Rheidae. The record is from RefSeq and is a predicted model, not a curated record. Bases 174 to 1031 code for a protein of 285 amino acids. The transcript is spliced from 2 exons. Gene Ontology annotation, biological process: adrenal gland development; male gonad development; negative regulation of transcription by RNA polymerase II. Gene Ontology annotation, molecular function: transcription factor binding; transcription corepressor activity.
CACCCGCACACAUACACACACGCACAUACAGACGCCGGCUAUAAAUAAGUUAAGAGCCGGGCAGAGGGCGAGCAGUGUGCCUUCCCCUGCGGGCCAGGCAGCAGGGACCGCUGCCGCCGCCCGGCGCCUCCCUCGCGGCUCACCCGCCGGCCCGCAGCAGCGCCCUCGGUGCCAUGGCGUGCGUGGAGCGCUGCCGGUGCUGCGCGGACAGCAGGCGGCACAGCAGCAUCCUCUACAACAUCCUCAAGAGCGAGGAGCAGGCGGCGUCGGAGCGGCGGCAGCCGGCGCCGGCGCCGGCGGGGCAGGGGCCGAGGCAGGGGCAGCCGGGCCGCGGCUGCUCGUGUGGCUCGCAGCGGCGGGUGGCCCUGAAGAGCCCGCAGGUGGCGUGCAAGGCGGCCUCGGCCGUGCUGGUGAAGACGCUGCGCUUCGUCCAGAACGUGCCCUGCUUCCAGGAGCUGCCCCUGGACGAGCAGCUGGUGCUGGUGCGCAGCUGCUGGGCGCCCCUGCUGGUGCUGGGGCUGGCGCAGGACCGGGUGCACUUCGAGACGGUGGAGAGCGCAGAGCCCAGCAUGCUGCAGAGGAUCCUCACGAACCGGCGCCACGGCGAGCAGCACCCGCCGCGGGGCCCGGCGCCGGCGCGGCAGCACCAGGGCCCCGGCGGCGGCCCGCACCUGCCCUCGGCCGGCGAGAUUCAGGCCAUCAAGGGCUUCUUGGCCAAGUGCUGGAGCCUGGAUAUCAGCACCAAGGAGUACGCUUACCUCAAGGGGACGGUGCUGUUCAACCCGGAUCUACCUGGACUGCAGUGUACACAGUAUAUCGAAGGACUGCAGAGGGAAGCACAACAAGCUCUAAAUGAACAUGUCAGACUCAUUCACAGAGGUGAUGAAGCCAGAUUUGCCAAGCUGAAUGUUGUUCUAUCCUUGUUAAGAUCUAUUAAUGCUAAUGUGAUUGCUGAACUGUUCUUUAGGCCUAUCAUUGGUGCAGUGAACAUGGAUGAUAUGCUUUUGGAAAUGCUUUGUGCAAAAUUAUAAAGGCUUGUAAAAUAAUGAAAAUAAAUUUAAUGAAAAGGAAGCCCUAGAGGAGAAUAGUGUAAAGUACUGUAAAUAAACUAACUUAUUGUUUUUACAUAGAUAGUAUUUU